GUUAAGCUAACAGCAAAACCGAAAGACCUUUUCAUUAUCAACCUUUCUUUGUCACUCUCAUAACCCAAAUCACUUUCAAAUGGUUUCGUAAACUCAACAUAUUUCAUUUGAUUUUCGUGGGGUAUUUUUUAUUUAUUUAUUUAUUUAUUUUUCUGUAUUUUUUUUUAUUUCUUUGGAAAUCUCUACAAUCUUUACACUUGUAUUUCUCUGGUAAGUUCGUCCGUUUCUUCUAAUUUUAAUUCAAAAUUUUAUUUUUAUUUCAGAUUUUUGUAGUUUUUGACUGAAUGUUAUGCAUUUAUGCAGUUAUUGAGAAUUAGAGUUAACUUCUUUUCUUAAUUUUGGUUCUUUUGCUUAAUUUCUUAAUGGGUAUUUUGUUGAAUCUGAAGUUUGGGAGAUUUGAAUUAAUUUUAUCGGUUAAUUGAUUGGGCAGUUCGAGUAAAUGAUAGUUCUUUUUUUGUGUUUUUGGUUGAUAUGAUGUUUGUAGAAAAUUCUAGUUUAAUUCCUGUGUAAUUGGAGACAUUGAUUAAUGAACGAAAUGAUGAGCAUAUUUAAGAAUGCUUGAUUUUUUUUUUUUUUUUUUUUUUUUUCUGGGGUUUUGACCUUUUUGUUAUAGCUUUCUGUAUGAUUCAUAAACUGAAGAAAUUGGCAAGUAUUGUUCUUUACCUUGAUUGAUAGCAAUGGUACCUUGCAUUUGGAAGGUGGGAAGUUUCAUGGGUUGGUUUUGUUGAAGGAUUGACUUGUUUUAGGUGUGAUUUGGAUCAUGGUAUUGUUGGUUAUGUUACUCGGACUCGGGUACUUGGGUCGGACAAAAGCAGUGUCCAAGUGUUGGACUCGACUAUUUAUGAAUAAUUUCCAUGAUUGUUGUCUAAGAUGAAGUCUCAAGUGUUCAUACCCAAGUUGGAGUGUUGAGGAUGUUACACGAGUACUUGAGGUGCAAUGAUGGGUAUAUGUAGCACAUGUUAUUGACGAUAUACUUAUGCUGUAGGGUAGUUAGUGUGUAUGUGUAUUGUUGGUGUCGGUGAGAAGGGAUGAAAGUUGGAGUCAUGAAUAAGCUUAGGCGCCGUAAGCAGUCUAGUGAGAUUCCUGCUGAUGACACUAAACCAAAUGGGGGGAAUUUACUUGUUAAUGAUCGUAACAAGUACAAGUCUAUGUGGAUCCGUACACAUUCUACCCUUUGGAUGAUUGGGGCCUUUGUCCUCAUCAUCUACAUGGGCCAUCUUUAUAUUUGUGCCAUGGUGAUGCUGAUCCAAAUCCUGAUGGCAAAGGAGCUGUUUAAUCUGCUAAGGAAGGUCCGAGAGGAUCGAGAUCUUCCUGGUUUUCGGCUAUUAAAUUGGCACUUUUUCUUCACUGCAAUGUUGUUUGUCUAUGGUCGAUUCCUCAGUCAGCGGCUUGUCAAUACUGUCUCUUCAGACAAAGUAUUGUAUAGGCUUGUUAGCAUUCUUAUAAAAUACCAUAUGGUUAUUUGUUAUUUCUUGUAUAUCGCAGGUUUUGUGUGGUUUAUUCUCUCUCUGAAGAAGAAGAUGUACAAGUAUCAGUUUGGCCAGUACGCAUGGACGCACAUGAUACUUACUGUUGUGUUCACACAGUCAUCAUUCACAGUGGCCAACAUCUUUGAAGGAAUGUUUUGGUUUCUUCUUCCUGCAUCACUUAUCGUCAUAAAUGACAUUGCGGCUUAUUUAUUUGGGUUUUUCUUUGGGAAAACUCCUCUGAUUAAGCUUUCUCCUAUGAAAACUUGGGAAGGAUUUAUUGGGGCUUCGGUUACAACCAUCAUUUCAGCAUUUUUGCUUGCAAAUGUCAUGGGUCGGUUUGAGUGGUUAACAUGUCCAAGAACGGACUUGUCUACUGGUUGGCUUCACUGUGAUCCUGGGCCGCUGUUUAAGCCAGAGUAUUACCACUUACCAGGAUAUAUUGCAAAUUGGAUCCCUUGGAAAGAAAUUCCCAUCAUGCCGGUUCAAUGGCAUGCUUUGUGUCUAGGCCUCUUCGCAUCAAUCAUAGCACCUUUUGGAGGUUUUUUUGCCAGUGGCUUUAAAAGAGCCUUCAAGAUCAAGGACUUUGGUGAUAGCAUCCCUGGACAUGGUGGUAUUACUGACAGAAUGGAUUGUCAGAUGGUUAUGGCCGUCUUCGCAUAUAUCUACCAUCAGUCCUUUGUUAAGCCACAAAGCCUCUCAGUUGAGUCUAUCUUGGACCAGAUUUUGAUGAACCUUACAUUUGAGGAGCAGCUUGAUCUAUACCGGAAGCUGGGAGAAAUCUUACAGCAGAAAAGAUUUGGACAAUAAUAAAAUCCAUGAUAUUGCUUUGAGAUUAGCGGGAGAAGCUCUUGGUAAUCAGUGAGCUGCUAUCUCAACUCAUGAUUAUAUUAGAGGGCUGGUAUUUGUCAAGAUAGGACACUUCAUGAGGGCUUGGCUUGGAUCUUCUUUGGAAUGUGAUAUUGGUGGCAGUUGCAUUGUACAUGUGGGAAGAACUAGGAGUUUUUUGUUAGUCAUUGUACACUAGAGUGUAUCAUAAUCUUUAUCUGGGAUUCAUUUUCCUGGUAUUUUGUCUAAAUUAGUUUUCAUCGUUUUUAGGGUUUUUUUAAAGAUAUAUUCUUGCAAUACCAUACAUUGGCCAUUGUUGGUGUUGUGGUUCCUUGCAUUCCAUUAACAAUUAUGAUUGUUUUGCGGUGUA
Chenopodium quinoa (quinoa) is the source of this 2664-nucleotide messenger RNA. Its product is annotated as phosphatidate cytidylyltransferase 1-like. Gene Ontology annotation, cellular component: endoplasmic reticulum membrane. Gene Ontology annotation, molecular function: phosphatidate cytidylyltransferase activity. The coding region runs from base 1029 to 2276 and encodes 415 amino acids. The transcript has 13 exons. Lineage: Eukaryota; Viridiplantae; Streptophyta; Magnoliopsida; Caryophyllales; Amaranthaceae. The record is from RefSeq and is a predicted model, not a curated record.